This is a messenger RNA of Brettanomyces bruxellensis, 1494 nucleotides long. RefSeq lists its product as uncharacterized. NCBI's taxonomy places the organism in Eukaryota, Fungi, Ascomycota, Pichiomycetes, Pichiales, Pichiaceae. The transcript has a single exon. Gene Ontology annotation, molecular function: LPPG:FO 2-phospho-L-lactate transferase activity. The coding region runs from base 1 to 1494 and encodes 497 amino acids. The record is from RefSeq and is a predicted model, not a curated record.
AUGGCAAGUAUUGCUAUAGUUUCCGGAGGAACCGCCACAAAUUCAAUAUUAGAUAUUUUUCAAAAGCUUUCCAGUAUCUCAGUCGAUGAUAAAAAGGCUAAGGGAAAGGUAUCUUACAUUUUACCCAUAUCUGAUAACGGGGGAUCUACAUCUGAAAUUAUUCGUGUGUUAGGCGGCUGCUCUGUCGGUGAUAUUCGAUCUCGGAUAACAAGACUUAUCCCAGAUGAAAGUUCGGGCAUAAGAGAUUUACUUUCUCAUCGGCUUCCAAAUGAUUCAGCAUUGGCUAAACAGGAAUGGGAGCAGAUUAUAGAGGGAUCACAUACCUUGUGGGCUAACGUGGAUCCGCCAUGCAAGCAAAUAUUGCGUAGUUUCCUUAUUCACGUUCACGUGGAGAUCUUAAAGCGUUCAAGAAAUCCCUCAAAGAACUUCCGCCUUGAAUUGGCAAGUGUCGGAAAUAUGUUUUUGACAGGCGCUCGCUUGUUUUGUGGCUCAUUGGACUCUUCAAUUGAAUUGAUGCUUCGUCUAUCAAAAGUUCCUCCAAAUAUUCAGGUUUUGCCGUGUAUCAACACCAAUUUCACCUAUCAUAUCAGUGCCCUUCUUGCUGAUGGAACAAUUGUAACGGGACAGUCACAGAUUUCACAUCCUUCAUUACCUUCGUGUUCAUCUACAAAUACCCUUACUGAUCAAAAUAUGAGCUCAUUUCAAAAUAUGUCAUCGUUUACUGAUGAUUUUAUCAUCCAUCCGAAUCAAGUGGUAAAGGAUGAUCAAGUAGGCUCGGGCAAUACUAAGUGUAGCUUAUGUCAUCAAAUUGAUUCUGCUUGUAAUAAAGAGAAAGCAAACGAUAAUGAUGAUGAUGAUGAGAACGAUGAGGAGCUGGAAGAACCUUCAUACAUUCAUCCCGAACUACGGAAAUCUCAGCUAUAUUUUAACAAAAAUGACACGAUUCCUCUUCCCUCCCCUAUUAAGCGCAUUUUUUAUAUCUCACCGUUUGGCGAAGAAAUAUAUCCAGUAGCCCACAGCAGGGUACUAAAGUGCUUUAAAGAAGCAGAUACUAUUAUUUAUUCGAUAGGCUCACUGAUGACUUCAAUUAUACCAAUUCUCAUUCUUCAAGGGGUCGGUGAUGCCAUCUUACAGUCAAAGGCAAACAAAAUAGCCAAAAACAAAGUUCUUUUGAUGAAUGGAUCCUGGGAUCGUGAAACUCACGGAAUGUCUGCUUCUGAUUUUAUUAACGCAAUAUAUGAAGCUCUAAAAUAUUCCAUGCUUUAUGGCCAAAACAAAAAGAAGAAAGAUUACCACAAAAUAGACAUAGAAUCCGUUAAACCAUCUUCCUUCAUUACACAUGUUAUUUUUUUAAGGGAUAGAUCCCGAAUCCCUAUUAACACAAAAGCUAUAACUGAUGCGGGCAUAGAGUGCGUUCCUGUCGACAACGAUGCAAAAAACGUCGAUGAGUACGAUCUUGACGACAUGUAUCGCAAGCUGCGUGUAAUAGGCUGA